ACAGGGGCUGCGCGUCUCGGCAGUAUCCAUUCUUCUAGAUUGCGAGUCCAAACGGAAGAACCGCCCCCCGCUUCGGGACUGCGCCAGUUUCACCACAUUCGCCUUUGCUGCCAUAUAAAAUGCCGGUCCCCGACCUCUCCGAGCUUCCAAGAAACCCAAACCCGCUCGAUCAUACCGCUGCCGCUCUCCUCCUCACCUGAAGCUUCCACUGCAUGCGCAUGCGAAGUGGCAGAGGCAAACACCGAUCAAUCUAGCUAGCUAGGUUCCAAGAUGAUUUCGUCGCACGACUUGUACACGGUCCUGGCGGCGGUGGUGCCGCUGUACGUGGCGAUGAUCCUGGCGUACGGGUCGGUGCGGUGGUGGGGCAUCUUCACGCCCGACCAGUGCUCCGGCAUCAACCGCUUCGUCGCCAUCUUCGCCGUGCCGCUGCUCUCCUUCCACUUCAUCUCCGCCAGCGAUCCUUACCAGAUGAACCUCCGCUUCCUGGCCGCGGACACGCUGCAGAAGCUGCUCGUCCUGGCCGCGCUCGCCGCCUGCUCGCGGCUGAUCCCCUCGCUGGGCCUGGACUGGUCCGUCACGCUCUUCUCGCUCUCCACGCUGCCCAACACGCUCGUCAUGGGGAUACCGCUGCUGGUGGCCAUGUAUGGCCCGGACGCCGGCUCGCUCAUGGUCCAGAUCGUCGUCCUCCAGUGCAUCAUCUGGUACACGCUGCUGCUCUUCCUCUUCGAGUUCCGCGCCGCGCGCGCGCUGAUCGCCGACCAGUUCCCGGACACCGCGGCGUCCAUCGCGUCGCUGCACGUGGACCCCGACGUCGUGUCGCUGGACGGCGGCCGCGCCGAGACGGAGGCCGAGGUGGCGCCCGACGGCCGGCUGCGCGUCACCGUGCGCCGGUCCUCGGUGUCCCGCCAGUCGCUGUCGCUGCUGGGAGUCACGCCGCGGCCGUCGAACCUGACGGGCGCGGAGAUCUACUCGGUGAACUCGUCGCAGAACCCCACCCCGCGGGGCUCCAACUUCAACCACGCAGACUUCUUCGCCACGGUCGGCGCGCCGCCGCCGCCCACGACGCCCGCCGGAGCGCGCGGCUCGAGCUUCGGCACGUCCUCCGAGCACUUCUCGCUUCAUACGUCGUCGCAGGGGCCGACGCCGCGGGGGUCCAACUUCGACGAACACUCGGCUGGGGCUGGGGGCCGGAAACCAGCCGCCGCCGGGGCGCACAGCAGCCAUGACGCCAAGGAGCUCCACAUGUUCGUGUGGAGCUCCAGCACCUCUCCCGUCUCCGAAGUGAGCCGCUUGCCUGCGGACAGAGCGCGUCUCGACGCCAAGGAAAUCCGCAUGGUUGUCCCCGCCGAUCCGCCGCAGAAUGGCUCGUGCAAAGAGGCCGCGGUGGAGGACGACGGCGAGGCGGCGGAGGCCGGGCGGGAGAGGCUGACGAAGCUAAGUUCCAGCUCGACCGCGGAGCUGCGUCCCAAUGUCUACGCGGACACCGCCGGAGCCGAGGACGCCAAGAGGCCCCGGCAGCAGCACCAGAUGCCGCCGGCGAGCGUGAUGACACGGCUCAUUCUCAUCAUGGUGUGGCGCAAGCUCAUCCGCAACCCCAACACGUACUCCAGCCUCAUCGGGCUCGUCUGGUCCCUCGCCGCCUUCCGGUGGCACAUCUCCAUGCCAAGCAUCGUCGGGAAGUCCAUCUCCAUUCUCUCGGACGCCGGGCUGGGGAUGGCCAUGUUUAGCCUAGGACUGUUCAUGGCGCUGCAGCCGAGCAUCAUCGCGUGCGGCAACACCGUCGCCGUCGUCUCCAUGGUCGUUCGCUUCAUCGUGGGGCCCGCCGUCAUUGCUGCCGCGUCAGCAGCCGUCGGCCUCCGUGGGACGCUCUUCAAGAUCUCCAUUGUUCAGGCGGCUCUACCACAAGGGAUUGUACCUUUUGUUUUCGCAAAGGAAUACAAUGUCCACCCUACCAUCCUCAGCACCGCGGUAAUUUUUGGCAUGCUGGUAGCUCUUCCGAUCACAUUGGCUUACUAUGCCAUUCUUGGACUAGUAACUGUAUAGUAGGAGUAGUACCAUGACAACCAAGCUGCUGCUAGCUCACAGGAGAGGUAGAAGCUGUGCUCCUGCUGCCAAGAGAGAUCAGAUCGGUACUUGUAAGCUUAGUCCAUGGAUGGCGCGUGGCUUGUAAGUUUGAGGAUGGCCAGCAGCGUAUAAUGUUGCUUGCUUCUGAUCCUUUUUGGUUCGAGGAAUACAUAACAGGAAUAUAUACUAAUUAUUCUCAA
This is a messenger RNA of Brachypodium distachyon (stiff brome), 2264 nucleotides long. Its product is annotated as auxin efflux carrier component 3a. Gene Ontology annotation, biological process: auxin export across the plasma membrane; auxin polar transport. Lineage: Eukaryota; Viridiplantae; Streptophyta; Magnoliopsida; Poales; Poaceae. The transcript is spliced from 6 exons. Gene Ontology annotation, cellular component: endoplasmic reticulum; plasma membrane. Gene Ontology annotation, molecular function: auxin efflux transmembrane transporter activity. Bases 271 to 2043 code for a protein of 590 amino acids. The record is from RefSeq and is a predicted model, not a curated record.